UCUAAAGAGCUUAAAAUUAUUGAUUAAUGGUGCUUGGUGGUACAUGUUCAGCUUUCAUCUUCUUGGUCAUCUUCAGGGGAGGCAUCUUGGUACUGCUGAUACUCUGCAACAAGAUCGUUCAUGUUGCUCUCUGCUUCGGUGAACUCCAUCUCAUCCAUUCCUUCUCCAGUGUAGCAGUGCAAGAAGGCCUUUCUUCUGAACAUGACAGGAAACUGCUCGCUCACUCUCCUGAACAUCUCUUGUAUGGAAGUUGAAUUGCCAACAAAAGUGGAAGCCAUGGGAAGGCCUUUGGGCGCAAUAUCACAGGCGCUCGAUUUGACAUUGUUGGGGAUCCACUCCACAAAAUAUAAGGAGUUUUUGUUCUACACAUUCAAUAUCUGUUCAUCCACUUUCUUUGUGUUCAUUUUCCCUCUGAAUACUGCUGAUGCUGUUAAGUAACGGCUAUGACGUGGAUGGGGAUCCACUCCACAAAAUAUGAGGACUUUCUGUUCUGCACAUUCAGUAUCUGUUCAUCCACUUCCUUUGUGUUCAUUUUUCUUCUGAAUACUGCUGACGCUGUUAAGUAACGGCUAUGGCAUGGAUCAGCUGCACACAUCAUGUUCUUGGCAUCCCACAUCUGUUGUGUGAGUUCUGGGACAGAAAGCACGCGGUAGUUCUGUGACCCUCGAGAUGUGAGGGGAGCAAAACCCACCAUAAAGAAAUGAAGGCGUGGAAAUGGGAUCAAGUUGACAGCUAGCUUCCUGAGGUCUGAGUUGAGCUGACCUGGGAAUCUUAAGCAGCAAGUAACUCCACUCAUUGUUGGAGAUCUGAAUCAUUUCCUAGGUCAGCGAAUGAGAUUUGCAGCAGAGGAAGAGGAGGAGAGAAUGGCAGGA
This is a messenger RNA of Arachis stenosperma, 872 nucleotides long. RefSeq lists its product as uncharacterized. The transcript has a single exon. The record is from RefSeq and is a predicted model, not a curated record. NCBI's taxonomy places the organism in Eukaryota, Viridiplantae, Streptophyta, Magnoliopsida, Fabales, Fabaceae.